AUGGCUCCAGCCGACGGGGGACUCGUCUCUCUCGCGCAUCCGCCGCCAGAUACAUCCCGUGAAGCGCUGCAGAGGGAGCUGGAUGACGCCAUUAUCCGGACUGCGGGCUCCCGCCGACGAGAUUAUGCCCUAUCCGUCGUCCAUGUCUCGCCCAGCGACCAUUCCAGGGUGCAGUCGUCCCUCUUGGCGUCGUCCAUCAUCGUCGCCCAGACGGGGCUUGGAGUCCUCGACCGGCUGCCCGUGGAACUGCUGCUGCAGGCUCUGCGACACAUGGACAUGCAGGCGCUCUUUAACCUGCGCCGGGUCAACCUCCGGGCCCGUCAGAUGGUCGAUUCGCUCAAGGAGUACCGCGCCGUCGUGUCUCACGGCCUGACGGCGUACUGCGCGCUGCUGCGGAUGAGGCUCGCCGCUCACGUCACGCUGCUGGACUUUUACAGGGUGCUGUGCGCCCAGGACUGCGCCUUUUGCGGCAAGUUUGGGGGCUUCGUCUUCCUGCCCUCGUGGAUACGCUGCUGUUUCGAGUGUAUCGAGGAGGAUCCCGAGACGAGGAUGGUGACGGUCGCCGAGGCCCGGAGGCUCUUCCGGCUGUCGCGCGCGGAAGUCGGGCGGCAGCGGGCGUGCCAAACGAUGCCCGGCAUCUAUUCAACGGGGCUGUACUCGACGGACAAGUCCUACCAGAGAGGGCGGCUCAGGCUGGUACCCUACUUUCCAGCCAUGAAGGAGUUUGGGGAUCGUCUAGAGACGGGUGUCCCUCGCUCGCGGCAUCGGCCCUUUUGGGAGCCGGCUCACAACUUCAUGUCUUCAUGUGAGCUUCCCUAUUAUGAUCCGCAGACUCGGGCCGUGGAGUACGGAAUAUCGUGCGCUGGCUGCGAGGCCCGCGCCAUUGAACAGCACCCUGGACAGGCUUCGAGGCCGGCAGAUGCUCCGUGGGACGGGGUCUUUUCGCGGGACAACUUUUUGAAGCAUUUCAGGACAUGCAGACAGGCGCAGAAGCUGUGGGAGUCCAGCCCGGAGGCUGCUCUUGAGGCCAUCAUCAAGCGGGAUGAUUAUUAUAACUGA
Molecule: messenger RNA, 1059 nt
Organism: Trichoderma citrinoviride
Lineage: Eukaryota; Fungi; Ascomycota; Sordariomycetes; Hypocreales; Hypocreaceae
Exons: 1
Coding region: 1-1059 (352 amino acids)
Molecular function (GO): protein binding
Source: RefSeq, a predicted model, not a curated record